UGUGCCUCGCCGCGUUGCAAAGGUUAAGAUGCGAAAAGUGCCCGGAAAUGUACGCGAUAUUGGGCACUGGGUUCAUUUUAUCUGUCCCUGUUGCUGGUUUGGCCAAAGUGUAUGAGACCACUCAGAAGCGAUAAUUUCGGCAGCAAAAGCCACCGCGCUCUUGUGCGAGCGUAGGAUUCGUGCCUGAAGACGCCGCCAUGCCGGAUCACGGACAGGGACGGGUGCACCGUUUUCGCGACCACGUCGUCGCCGGCGUCAACUGGCGACCGACGCGGUUCGUCGACGAGGUGCCGAAUUCACGUGUGUGCGGCCUCUGCCGCAUGAUCCCGAAACGGACAGUACUGUUACCGUGCUCGCAUGCUAUGUGCGAAUCUUGCCACGCCGCCAGUUUUGAAGGGGGCGUCGGACAGUGUCCACUGGAUGGAGUGCAAUUCGAAGAAGCGGAGUGCGUUCUUUAUGAAUUCCCUACGAGGAUAGCGAAUAGCUUGAAGGUUUAUUGCUGGAACGAGGACCGCGGCUGCGAGUUUAUGGGCACCGUUCAGGACCUGCUGCGGCACUACGAAAACGAAUGCACCUUCCACACCGUCGAGUGUUUGCGGUGUGGCAGGGGAGUCCUGCACAGAGAUCUUCCAACACACUACGCGACCGGAUGCUGUGAUGGCCCUCCUUCCAAAGUCGCAAGACAGUCGAGCUCGAAAUCCGCGGCGCUGACGCAUCGAGACUUGAGCACAGCUCUGGAAGGCCUCAAGCCGCUGCUGUCUAACCCGUACCAGGACGACCUGCUGCCGGCAGUUCAGAGUCAGAUGAACGAGCUCGCCGAGCAGGUCGGAGGCCAGGAGGCCAAGCUCGCCGAGAUCAAGCGCGAGCUCAGAGUGCCUAAGCCCAACUUGAAGCUAGGGACGAACGAAUACGCGAGCUUGACGAUGUCCUCGGGGGCGUCGGACCAGCUACGCUUCCAGCGAGACUCGCACGAGGGAAACGCGGCGCUGCCCCUGCGCACGGAGAAGGCCCUCGUGCUUCGAAAGUUGGAGCACUUCGCCCACUUGUCGCUCGAAACGCUGGAAUACCUGCGUCAAAAUGCCUCGUACCGCGGUCAGGAGCCAGUGAUUGCGUCUUGCGAGCCUCUCCUGUCUUUCUUGGGUGCGUCCCAGAGUUUGACACAAGUACUGUCCACGGCGUCCGCGUUUGGCGAAUCGAUUGCCGGAAUGCGUUACGUGCUGAGACUCGAAAAUGUCAACCAAAUUUUUCUCUGCAAGGAGGACGACGUAAAGUUUGCCGAGGUUACGGUGUGGCACACGAGGGACACGUAUUUUACGGUUGCCGUCUGGAAGCGCAGCGAGCAUGAGGAGAGAGAGAAAGCGAGGAGAGGGAAGGCCGGCAGGGCAACCAGACGGGCGCCCGGUUUGGUCAGUUCUGAAUUCACUUUGGAGAUUGAGUUUAACGGGCUGUUGUCGAGUUCUCAUUGUGUGCUACGCGACUGGUGCGUCAAUGUGCGACGUCAGGGUCAUGGGCGCAACUUAGACGGUCCCACUGAAGAUUCUUGCUUUUGCGAGCGCGGUAACGCUGAACUUGAGCAUUUUCAUUUUAAGUUCGCUAUAGGCUGGGAUCUUCUUAAGAGGGGUGGCUUUGUGAUAGACGGAAAUAUAACGUUUGACAUCCACUUAAAUUACUCGGAUGCCGAGUCCACAAGCACCUAAUGCUUAUCACCACCGCGUGUGCUUCGUAGCGCUAUGUGCCCUCUUUUUUUUUAUUUCUUGCUUCGCAUGUUCGUGAUGCCACCUUUGCCAAGAAUUUUUGCCGACUUUCCGUAAUAAAGAAACCAUGCGGCAUAUUGCGUUUUAUUGUGCUCAUUAUUGCCGAACGAAAGAUAAUGUAAUGUCUUUAAAACUUGUUUGGCGAUUAUCCGCUUUGUUGCGUCAUUGUUUACCUUCACAGGAGCUGCCCCCUGCAUAUUUUAACCCCGGGACCAACCACCCCCUGCACGCUUACCGAUGACUUAAAAGGCUCCUGAACCACUCAUAACGUUCUGAACGCACAUCCAAUAAAAACGUGUGUCGUGCACG
Molecule: messenger RNA, 2063 nt
Organism: Dermacentor andersoni
Lineage: Eukaryota; Metazoa; Arthropoda; Arachnida; Ixodida; Ixodidae
Biological process (GO): regulation of canonical NF-kappaB signal transduction
Cellular component (GO): plasma membrane signaling receptor complex; cytoplasmic side of plasma membrane
Molecular function (GO): metal ion binding; tumor necrosis factor receptor binding
Source: RefSeq, a predicted model, not a curated record